GACCGUGCGGAAUAAAACUCCAGUCGUUUUGUAUUCCAAGAGCGGAGAAACGCAAAAACUUCAUUUGCGAAGUUUCUACUAUGGAUUUGCAGUCACCUUUGACGCCUGUUUAACGGGAGUUUUCGCUUCUGAUGUAUUUCGGCACCGAUGGCUCUAUAAAUGCACUGACGAAGAAAAGGGAGCUUUAAGUGCAGCACGCUAAGCGAUAGGUAUUAGUAUUUUGUCGGGCGAAUAGUGUGGCGACAGUUCAGAGGUGGUUUGCUUCUGGUGCGUCAACCCUUGUUACGGAUCCCCAUCGACGGAGUACAACAACUCCGACCAAACAGUGGAGUGUUUUGACGAAGAGUCUCGUUGGAUCUCCGCGCCCUUGGCUCUGUGUUGCUGAAGUUGUCCCGGCGGUACGGUGCAGCCACGCCGGGGAAAGGCACAGAGCGACGGCCGCUACUCUCCGGCUAGCUCGCCUGCUGCUUCUGCUUCUCGGAUAGAGGCCUCGUUGGUGAGGCGACAAUGCUUGACAUAAUGUCUGAACACCAAGAUUCACUGUUGACGUGCAAAACGGAAUCUCUGCCCCCAGAGAGGAAAAAGAGGACAGUUGAGGACUUCAACAAGUUCUGCAGCUUUGUCCUGGCUUACGCUGGUUACAUCCCCAGUCCAAAAGAGGAAAGUUCAUGGUCCCCAACAUCAUCCAGCUCUGCACACAGUUCAGGGCUAUCAGCAGAUGGGGGCGGUGGAGGCAGCAGCUCCAUGGGCAACACUUGGGCAGACGGGAGCUCCGACAUCCACACCAUCCACACGUUUGUCCACAAAGCCCGGGCAAACAAGGGCAAAAGUAUUCGUCGCAUGCACUCUGAUAGCACCCUGCUGGACAAGAUGCGCCUUAAAGACUCCCUGUAUGAGAGCCAGGCCAGCUCGAAGGCAGAGCGCAAGAAGGACAAAAAACUGAAAAAGCUGUCGCUGGGCUCUGGCAUCACGGCGGCAGACAGUGGGAGCAGCGAAGGCGAGAAAAGAGCCCGCAUCAAACGCAGCAAAAACUCAAAACAGCCAAAACCUAAGAAGCUCAAGAGUUCAACUGCUCAAAGCGAGACAGACUCUGAGACACGGAAUACACACACCGAGGUACGAGCCGUCAGGGACGAGCUGUCGAUGCACGGGGGUUCCACGUCGAGCAUGCACGGCUUGGGGAAGAUGCAGGCGGACGAAUCCAUGAGGGAAGCGGAAAUGAGCUCCAGUGAGGGUGAGACCUGGAUUGCCGAUGAAGACAUUAUGGUUGAAUCAGGGGAUGAUUCAUGGGACUUGAUCACCUGUUACUGUGGGAAGCCAUUUGCAGGACGGCCGAUGAUCGAGUGCAACCAGUGCAGCAUAUGGGUGCACUUGUCGUGCGCGAAGAUCAAGAAGUCAAAUGUUCCCGACAUCUUUUACUGCCACAAGUGCAGGGACUUGCGCCGCACAUCGGGCCACAAAAAAGACACCUAAAGACGAAGAGGACGGACUCGGAGGCACUGUUUUUUGCUGUCCUCUGACACUUAACUUUCUUUGAUGCCUACAGCCAAAACAGCCUAAAUUAUCACCCGAAUGGCAACUGUAUUGUCAGUUUGUAGGACUUCUUUUGACAAUCACAACCAUUCUUAUUUAUCCCUCACUUCCUUUUUUUCCCCCCUUUUUUUAAUUUGGCUACUGUGAAGAACUGGACAGAAGGCAACGGUGACAGUUGAGAAUCAUUUAUAUGUGUCUGCAUUAAUUGGCUUUAUUGUUAUUUGCCGUGCACAUGCAUUUUCACACUUCUCGACUUAUUUCUUGAGAAUAUUGACAAAUCUGUGGAAAAUUUAGUCAACAUUCUCCACUCAAUAGCCAUUUUUUUUCUCAACGUUAUCUCAAUGCAAUAUUUACACAUUGACAAAAGUAAACCUUAUAUAUUGUAAAGCUUAAGAGGUGGAAAAUAUCACUCCUGUUGUUUGUUUUGUGUUUCUCAUAAAGCGAAGCGGGCAGCUCAUUUUUCUUUAUUCUGGCCAUUUGAGUUUUUUUUUGUUUUUGUCGUUGUCAGUGGCGAUCACUGAAAAAUGUAGAGAUCUCACUCCUCUGAAAUAGUUUUAAUUCACGUAAUCGGCUAACAUUAUUUGUUUGCAUCUGCAAAUGCAUCCAAGUAGCACUCAGACAAUUAUUUUUAGCUGUGCACUUUAAAAAAACAAACUAAAAUACGUUUCCACUACUCACAUGGGUUGAAUUGGAGAGUGUUCAUAAGCUGCAGCUGGUUAAAUCUGUACUUGGCUGUGUACAUUUUAAUAAUCUUAACUUUCUCACUGUCCGGCUUGUUAAUCAAUCACAGAUAGCCAUUUACCAUGAACAACAUUUACAUUGAAAGCUGUUGAUGUUUUUGUUUCUUGUGUUUCUUUUCUGUUUAUCAAGUCAUUUGAUAUGAGGGGGGGUAAUGUUGCUGUAAUGGUUACAGUGCUUUACGAAGUGGCUUUGAGGCUCGUUUAUGAAUGGUUGUAAAAAAAUAUUUGUUUUUCUAUUUUGCGUAACUGUUUAUUUCUUAGCUUUCUGAGAAGCGGGGAUUAGAGACGGCGCCCGCGACAGAGAGAGGUCGUAAGGUUGUCUCACAUCGAGAACAAAAAGUCGUAGUGUACAGAAAUAUAAGUUGAGGCUGCGUAGGUUGUGGCAUUCGUUUAUGUUAUUUGGUUUUACCAUGUGCUUUUUCUUUUUGUCAGUGAGAGAGUCUUGGUAAGUCUCCAGUAGCAGUUGCACUCUCUGUACAACUUCAGUUCUGUGUACAUAUCCUAUUCUUCGACGACUGUACAUAUGUGAAAGUGAAGAGAGAAAAUACCCAAGCAAAUUCUAUAUUUUCUGCGGUCUGAUAUUGUUUUCUUUAAUUGUAGCUUGAAAAAUAAAAGUCUUUGGGAACUUA
Mugil cephalus (flathead mullet) is the source of this 2902-nucleotide messenger RNA. RefSeq names its product PHD finger protein 23b (gene phf23b). The record is from RefSeq and is a predicted model, not a curated record. Bases 508 to 1473 code for a protein of 321 amino acids. NCBI's taxonomy places the organism in Eukaryota, Metazoa, Chordata, Actinopteri, Mugiliformes, Mugilidae. Gene Ontology annotation, biological process: negative regulation of autophagosome assembly; positive regulation of protein ubiquitination; negative regulation of autophagosome maturation. The transcript has 5 exons.